This is a messenger RNA of Symphalangus syndactylus (siamang), 5153 nucleotides long. It is a transcript of the gene TMEM87B, whose product is annotated as transmembrane protein 87B. Gene Ontology annotation, cellular component: Golgi cisterna membrane; Golgi apparatus. The record is from RefSeq and is a predicted model, not a curated record. NCBI's taxonomy places the organism in Eukaryota, Metazoa, Chordata, Mammalia, Primates, Hylobatidae. Gene Ontology annotation, biological process: retrograde transport, endosome to Golgi.
AGCUCCGGCUCCUCCUCUAUCUUCACGCCCACGCCAGGCCCUGAGCCCCGCCUCCACGUCUCGGCGCCAACUCCACGUCCUGGCUCCUAUCUCUGCCUUCCAGGCAUCUCCCAGCUGCACGCUCGGGCCCGGCUCAGAGCCCUAAGCCCUGCCUCCCGGUCCUGGCCCGUUUCCCAGAACUGCACCGAGCCUCUCCGCCCAGGCCCAAGGCCGAGCCCCUCCUCCACACCCGAGUCCGAGCCCUGCGUCCCGGAUUCGCACCCGCCUGCCUGGGGCGGUGCUGCAUCAGGUUCGGGUGUGGCAGGCGUCUCGGAGCGCCAGGUGCAGCUUCCGGGUCAAGAUGGUCGCCGCCUGCCGCGCCGUAGCCGGGCUCCUGCCAUGCCGCCAGUGCUGCUUUCCCGCCCGGGCCCCGCUGCUGCGCGUCGCCCUCUGCCUCCUGUGCUGGGCCCCGGUGGCUGUGCGCGCGGUCCCUGAGCUUGGGCUCUGGUUAGAGACAGUCAACGACAAAUCAGGACCUUUGAUAUUUAGGAAAACUAUGUUUAACUCUACAGAUAUCAAGUUAUCUGUUAAGUCAUUCCAUUGUUCUGGGCCUGUGAAGUUUACCAUAGUGUGGCAUUUGAAGUAUCAUACCUGUCACAAUGAGCAUUCUAAUCUGGAAGAGCUGUUCCAAAAACAUAAACUUAGUGUUGAUGAAGACUUUUGUCAUUAUUUAAAGAAUGACAACUGUUGGACAACAAAAAAUGAAAACUUGGAUUGCAACAGUGAGUCACAGGUGUUUCCAUCUUUGAAUAAUAAAGAACUAAUAAAUAUCGGAAAUGUUUCAAACCAGGAAAGAUCAACGGAUGUGGUAGCCAGAACACAGAAAGAUGGGUUUCAUAUCUUUAUUGUUUCCAUUAAAACGGAGAAUACAGAUGCAAGCUGGAAUUUGAAUGUUUCUCUUUCUAUGAUUGGGCCUCAUGGAUAUAUCUCUGCAUCAGAUUGGCCCCUAAUGAUUUUUUACAUGGUGAUGUGUAUUGUUUAUAUAUUAUAUGGCAUACUCUGGCUGAUGUGGUCUGCCUGUUAUUGGAAAGAUAUAUUAAGAAUCCAGUUCUGGAUUGCAGCUGUUAUUUUUUUGGGAAUGCUUGAAAAAGCAGUUUUUUAUAGUGAAUACCAAACCAUCAGCAACACUGGACUGUCAACCCAAGGCUUAUUGAUAUUUGCGGAGUUGAUUUCUGCGAUUAAGAGGACGUUGGCUCGCCUCCUCGUGAUCAUUGUGAGCCUGGGCUAUGGCAUUGUCAAGCCUCGUUUAGGAACAGUCAUGCACCGGGUGAUCGGACUGGGGCUUCUAUACUUAAUCUUUGCAGCUGUUGAAGGCGUGAUGAGAGUCAUUGGGGGUUCUAACCAUUUAGCUGUUGUUCUUGAUGACAUUAUUUUAGCAGUUAUUGACUCCAUUUUUGUGUGGUUCAUUUUUAUUAGUUUGGCACAAACUAUGAAGACCCUAAGGCUAAGAAAGAACACUGUGAAAUUUUCAUUAUAUAGACACUUUAAAAAUACUCUGAUCUUUGCUGUGCUGGCUUCUAUAGUGUUUAUGGGGUGGACAACUAAGACAUUUAGAAUUGCAAAAUGCCAAUCGGAUUGGAUGGAACGCUGGGUUGACGAUGCAUUUUGGAGCUUCCUUUUUUCGCUUAUCCUUAUUGUAAUCAUGUUUUUGUGGAGACCAUCAGCAAACAAUCAGAGAUAUGCCUUCAUGCCCUUAAUAGAUGAUUCUGAUGAUGAAAUUGAGGAAUUCAUGGUAACUUCUGAAAAUUUAACCGAAGGAAUAAAAUUAAGAGCCUCAAAAUCAGUUUCCAAUGGAACAGCUAAGCCUGCCACUUCUGAGAACUUUGAUGAAGAUUUGAAGUGGGUAGAAGAAAAUAUUCCCUCUUCAUUCACAGAUGUAGCUCUUCCAGUGUUAGUGGAUUCAGAUGAGGAAAUCAUGACCAGAUCUGAAAUGGCUGAAAAAAUGUUCUCUUCAGAAAAGAUAAUGUGAUUGGAACCCGUAUAAGUGAAAUGUAGUUAAGCCUGAAGGACUAUCCUUCGUCAAGACUGAAAGCGAGCUUUGUUUUGAUAUUGCAUAAAAAUUUUUGUUGUGUUAUCUUGCAAGUCUGUGUAUCAAAAUGAAGAAUUCAGAUGGUAGGAGGGUUCUGUAGUCCUUUUAAAGCUGACUCUUGAGUGUCAGCUGAAUAUCCAUUAAAUUGGAUUUGGAAAUAACCUGAGGAAAGUAUUGUGAUAAAGAUCUGCACAGAUGCCUCUUAGCUGUUAGGUGGCAGGCCUGUGGGUUUGGGUUCUCCGUCUUUUCUCUGGAACAUAUGACAAUUCCAGAUUAAAGAAAAAUGUUUUUUAAUAAAUACGCUUGGUCUUUUUUCUAGUUACCUUUGAGGUAGAUAUUGUGAUUUUCUGGAGUAUAGUGUAUCCUUGUCUCUAUGUCUUGGGUUUACUAGAUGCAAUAAUACUUUUCUUUGACAUUUGUACUGAAGUGAUUUGAUAUUAAGUAAAACAGUUAAUAUUUGAAUAUAGACAUAUUUAUAGGUUUUUGCCACCCCCCCCUCCCCCACCCCCCACCCUUUCUACAAAGCCGUUGUUUGAGUCUCAUCAUGCACAUCAAAUCAUGGAGUUAGGUCUCCUCUGAGCUCAGGGGAACACAAGUGCACAUAGAGAGAUGUGUUGAGGGUCACUACCAAAGAAUUACCCUCAUUGUCCCUCACUCAGGCCAUGUGUACCUGUGAUGCUGCUGAGUCUGCUGGGGUGAGUGGUGGCCACGUGGCUCCCCCAGAGCACUUCCUACCCGGCGAGCUGGGAGACCCAUUACUGGUGAACUUUGUGGAAAUUAGAACUGUAUCUUUUACAUAAUCUUGGCAUAUUACAUUUCAUAAUAAAAACAUACAUUUAGUUGCAUGCUACAUCACUGUUGAUUUUAUAAUUAAUUUCUUAACCUUCAACCAUGUUUUAUACCUUAUUUCGUUACAUCAUAUAUUUGUAAAGUGUAAUAUGAAAUCUUUUGCUUUAAUGUCUUUUCUUAAAAUGUGGAAUGUUCUAAACUUGAAAAGCAACUGAAUGUAGUAUGAUGAAAAUGUGAAUGUUUUGCUGCUUUCAUGACCAAAGAUACAGGGCUAGUGGACAUUUAGAAUAGUAAUUAAAGCUAGAGUCUUGUAUAUCUUUUCUUUGAAGGAGCUCUAACCUUGUAAAUUGAGAAUGACUUCAGAGAAUUUUGAUUAAGAAAACAUUAAAAUCUUAACCGGCACAAACACUCCAAUUUUUUUCACUGUGAAGCCGCAAGCAAUUUUUUUUCUUUUUCUUUCAAAAGCCUACCUUCUGAAUUUAUUUCUUGUUUACUCAUUUCUGAGAGGGUAAAAAGAAGAUCUGUUUCUGGUAGUCAUAUCGCUUGAAAGAUAUUUGCAAAUGUGUUUUCAGUCGUGACCAUGUGGAAAGUGAACAGUGUUGGCAAACAUUACUGAGAAAAUCAUGCUUUUCAAGAUGCCCUUGCUUUGGGAUAUCCUUCCUAGGGAGAAAAAAAAGUAAUUUAACAAUUAUGAAUUCCAUUUCUUAUUUCAGUUUCUGCUGCAGUAAUGGGUUCCCACCCACUAUAAUGUUCUGGUGGAGUCUCCCCUUAGCCCAGUAACAUUUUUAUCUAAUACCCCACUCCCCAAGUUUUGAGACAGAUUGACCCCCCUAUUCAUUAUAUGGCUCUAGUUGAGUUUUAAAAUGUGGAAUACUGGGCUUGCAGGCAGUAGGAGCUGCAAAUCUGGUAGAGUGGGAGUGAGGAAUUAAUGGUGAGUAUGUUAAUAAGGGAAACUGUCUCUGACAGAACCUCAGUAAUGUUUACCAAAACAUGUCUUUCUACAGCUGGUAGGAUAAAUGAUGCCACCUCUGUAGCUCAGCUAUAGGCUGCAGUGCAUACUUUUCUUCCAUCCAGAGAAAGCAGAAUUCCCUCCUAGUAGCCUCAUCACAAAUACUGUUUCUAGAAGGGCAUGUGCUAUCUGUCACCUUCAGUAAUAUUUGUGCCAUCUCUUGAUGGCUGAUGACCUGGAUCGAGUAUUUCUAUGAAGGGUCUUCUUAGGCCUCUCACAUACGCAAGAGGGGUGCUCUAGUGCCAUAGCUGCAGUUCACAGGAAGGACACCAGGAGAAGUUAUGCCUAGGGCUACUAAGCAGCUCAUCAUCCCUGCUUCUGCACAAAGUUUCCUGAAACUGGCCAUCAGGGCCUCUGAGGCACUCAAAUCAGUUUACUUUUAGCAUGCCCCCAUCAGGAUGGGUCUCACUGUUAGUGAGGAUACGGGUCUGGUUUGAUGUUUUUCUAGGCAAAAUGCUUAAGUGUUCUGCUUAUGCCAUUCAUUCAUAUGAUGUGUGAAAUUUGCUUAAAAGGGAAUUUUCAUGAUUUGAUUUAGAUUAGUAUUUAAAUAUCUGCUUUAGAUAGUAAUUAAUUUUAUUGCAAAAAUAAGGAAAAAUGUGUGAAUAUGUGAAUUUUUUAAGCCUGAGAGAUGAUAGAAUGUUCCCAUAUUUUUCUUGUAAAGAAAAUAAUAUUUUAACUUACACAUCCUGUAGAAAAUACCAUCUUUUCCGCUUGUAUUUACAGUACAGUGUUUACAUUACUAUACUGUCAAGCUGAAAGUAUAAGAAAUGUACAUAUACAUUUUGAUUUAUAUAUCCUUUUUUUUAAAAAAAAGUUGAGUCUGUUGCACUAGGCCGUACAUAACUAAAGUUGACAGAUGCUAUGCUAGAUUUGUAAUCACUAGUUCUGGUACUUGUGUCUUUGUAUGAUCAAAGCAUGCAACAAGCAAUACAAAAUACCAAGCCUUAUACUUAAAAGAAGUUUAACAUAUUGGUUAAUAUACUGGUUAAACAUAUUGAAUGUAUAUAAGUGGCAAAACUAGAUUUUUAAGGAAGUGUACAUUAUAAUAUUGGAGCUCAGUACUGCAUGAAGAAAAUUCAUUAAAACUAAGAAAACAUUUACUUGGGGAGAAAUUUUAGGCGUUUAAGAAGUUGUAUUUUUCUAUUUUAAAAAGUUAAAUUAUUCCGUAAUUUGGAAGAAGUUUCAUUGAGUGUAGGACAUAACCAUUUGAAGGGUUUUCAUUUGAAAAAUUGAUGUAUUUUGUGCCUUACUAUUUUGUUCUUUUAAUAAAAAUGCUCUGAAUUUGAA